AUGAGGAACUUUUCGCCAAGGCAAGCUCAGAAUUUCACCCCGAUCCCAAUGACGUAUGGGGACCUCUUGCCAUCUCUCAUCGCCAACCAAUUGGCCGUGGUGAUUCCGGGAAGGAUCUUCCAGCCUUCGUUCCCAAAGUGGUAUAACCCUAGCGCAACCUGCACAUACCAUGGGGGAACCCCGGGCCACUCGGUCGAACAGUGCUUGGCCUUGAAGAGCAAGGUCCAAGGCUUGAUAGAAGUCGGAUGGUUGACAUUUCAAGAGGACGGGCUCAACAUAAAGACAAACCCUCUUGCCAAUCAUGGAGGGGGAGCUAUUAAUGCCAUCGAGGUGAGUAGGUCGCACGGGCCCAAAAUUUUGAAGGACGUAACGACCUCCACAAAGUUUAUCUAUAAAGCCUUACCAAAGGCGGGCAUGAUUCCCUGCGGCGGGCACAAAGAGGAUUCAUGUUUAAUGCAUACGGGCGUACUGCAUGACAUGGAAACGUGUUCAGCGAUAAGAGAUCUAUUACAACAAAUGAUAGACCAAGGUCGGCUUGAGGUCAGCAAUGAGGAGGAGGAGGAACAACAUAUAUGCAUGCAGUCGGCAGAUAAGAAGGGUCCUAAAAAGCCUAAACCCUUGGUAAUACACUUCACUAGGGACACGGCUCCCCAAAGGCCCCGACACCCCUCGACCGUGUCGGGAGUUAGACCUAUUUCGUUUCCUUACAAGAACAGCCACAUAGUUCCAUGGAGGUACGCCCCUCCGGGCGGUAGGAAGGAAGAAGCUAUCGACAUCGGCUCACUAUUGGCCAAAGUAACCAACAUCACCAGGCUGAGCGGCAUAACUCGCAGCGGUCGCGUGUUUGCACCCCCUGGCCUGCCAACGCAGCUCGCAAACGCUAAAGGGAAGGCAAAGGUGACCGAAGGACAAAAUGUCAAGGUGAUCCCCGCACCAGACGAGGAUGUUCCGACAAACGAAUUUGCCGAGGGAAGAGAAGACUGCGGCAAGAAAGAGGUAUCACUCAAGGAGGCCGGUGAGUUCCUCCGCAGUAUCCAACAAAGCGAGUUCAAAAUCAUUGAACAAGUCAACAAGAACCCAGCUAGAGUCUCCCUUCUGGAGCUGCUCAUGAGCUCUGAGCCUCACCGAGCUUUGUUGGUAAAAGUCUUGAAUGAAGCUCACGUAGCCCAAGAAAUCUCCAUAGAAGGCUUUGAGGGGAUUGUCAAUAACAUCACAGCCAACAAUUACCUCACCUUUGCUGAAGAGGAAAUCCCCGCCGAGGGGAGAGGGCAUAAUAGGGCCUUACAUGUGUUGGUCAAAUGCAUGGAACACGUUAUGGCCAAAGUACUCAUCGACAACAGCUCAAGCCUGAAUGUGAUGCCCAAGAGCACGUUGGAGAAGUUUCCAUUUAAUGCCUCCCACCUGAGGCUGAGUUCCAUGGUGGUCAGUGCCUUCGAUGGCAGUCGCCGAGAGGUAAGGGGAGAGAUUGACCUCCCAUUACAGAUAGGGCCUCAUACCUGUCGAGUUACAUUCCAAGUGACGGAUAUCAAUCCGGCCUACAAUUGUCUUUUGGGGCGUCCAUGGAUCCACUCAGUGGGAGUCGUCCCCUCCACACUCCACCAAAAGCUAAAGUUUGUUGUGGAAGGACAUUUGGUCAUAGUAUCAGGUGAGGAAGAUGUCCUGGUAAGUUGUUCUUCCUCUAUGUCGUAUGUGGAAUCCACGGAGGAGUCAUUGGAAACGACUUUCCAAUCUUUUGAGGUAGUAAGCAUCGCUUCUGUAGAUUCCCUCCCUAGGCAGCCCCACCUGUCUGGCGCGGCAAUGAUGGUGGCCCGGGUGAUGUUAGGGCACGACUAUGAUCCCGGAAUGGGUUUGGGCAAGAAUAACGACGGCAGGGCCGACCUAGUAAGAGUUAGAGGAAACCAUGGGAAGUUUGGGUUAGGCUAUAAACCUACACAGGCUGACGUAAGGAAAAACAUCUCGGAAAGGAAGAACAAAGGCCAAGGCCCAUGGUCGAGACAGAAAGCCAAAGAGGUUCCACCGUGCCACAUCAGUAGGAGCUUCGUGAGUGCAGGUUUAAGACGCGCAGGACAAGUCGCCGCGAUAUGCGAUGAGGACUCCCCGAGGAGAUCGGAUUUGAUACAGCCAUGCCCUCCCAAUUUCCAACUAGGGAAUUGGCGGGUAGAGGAACGCCCGGAGGUUUACACGACAAGCAUAAUAUCCAAUGACGAGUCCCGCGAAGGUACUAAUACCGGGGACCCGACCGUCGAUUUUGAGCAAGAAGCGAGUCAGAUGGAGGAUGAAGAAGACGAAGAUGUAGGGCUUCCCCCAGAGCUAGAGAGGAUAUUUGCUCAGGAGGAUCGAGAGAUGAGGCCGCAUCAAGAAGAGACAAAACUCGUAGACUUAGGUACCGGCAGUGAAAAUAAGGAAGUGAAAGUAGGCACGGGUAUGACCACCCCCGUCCAUGAAGAAUUAGUGGCCCUGCUGCGGGACUACCAAGACGUCUUUGCCUGGUCAUACCAAGACAUGCCUGGUUUAAGCCACGACAUUGUGCAGCACAGGUUACCUUUGAACUCCGGUUAUUCUUCGCUCACAACUACCUAUGAGCCGUUGUUCAAGCUCUUACGCAAGAACCAGUCCGUCCACUGGGACGAGGAUUGCCAAGAGGCGUUUGGAAAAAUCAAACAGCGCCUCAUGAACCCUCCCGUGCUUAUGCCGUCGGUGCCUGGGAGACCUCUCAUCUUGUACAUGACGGUUUUGGAUGAGUCAAUGGGGUGCAUGCUGGGGCAGCAUGACGAGUCCGGAAAAAGAGAGCGAGUCAUCUACUACUUAAGCAAGAAGUUCACGGCCUGUGAGAUGAACUACUCCCUGCUGGAAAGGACAUGUUGCGCUUUGGUUUGGGCGUCCCACUGUCUAAGAUAG
Molecule: messenger RNA, 2898 nt
Organism: Glycine soja
Lineage: Eukaryota; Viridiplantae; Streptophyta; Magnoliopsida; Fabales; Fabaceae
Exons: 3
Coding region: 1-2898 (965 amino acids)
Molecular function (GO): nucleic acid binding
Source: RefSeq, a predicted model, not a curated record